This is a messenger RNA of Drosophila ficusphila, 1330 nucleotides long. Its product is annotated as carboxypeptidase B-like. Bases 37 to 1125 code for a protein of 362 amino acids. Gene Ontology annotation, molecular function: metallocarboxypeptidase activity; zinc ion binding. The record is from RefSeq and is a predicted model, not a curated record. Lineage: Eukaryota; Metazoa; Arthropoda; Insecta; Diptera; Drosophilidae. The transcript is spliced from 2 exons. Gene Ontology annotation, biological process: proteolysis.
CAGCUUUAGUUCCAAGUCCGUCGGCUCUUCGGCAAGAUGUUGAGAGUUCUGUGCCUAGUUGUCGUGCUUGUGGGGAUUAUAGAUCCGUUCGUGGAGACGAAGAGCAUCCCGCGGGUCAGUCCCAAUCUCCAGUUGGAUGCCUACCUCAGCUACGAUGGAAUCAUGCAGUACCUGGAUCAGUUGGCCAUAGCCUAUCCCGAUCGGGUGACCGUAAAGAAAGCGGGUUCCUCCUACGAGAACCGUGACGUUAAGGUCGUCGAGAUAACAAACGGAGAUCAUCGACCGGGAAAGAGGGUUAUCUUAUUGGACGCCGCCCUUCACGCGCGUGAGUGGAUGACUCCCGCCGCCGCCCUCUAUGUCAUUCACCAGCUGGUGGUGGAGUUCCAGCAGAACUCCGAUCUCCUGGCCGACUUGGAUUGGCACAUAGUGCCGCUGGCGAAUCCGGAUGGCUACGAGUACUCCCGCAAUGUGAAGUCAAUGUGGAGGAACACGAGGCGACCAACUGUUGGCAAUUGUAUUGGUUCGAAUCUAAACCGAAACUUUGAAGUGAACUGGGGAAUAGGUUUUCCGGAACUAAAAGAUCCCUGUGAUGAGAACUACGCUGGCCCAGAACCCUUUUCCGAGGUUGAAGCUCGUAUAAUUCGCGAUAUAAUGCAAGAUUUGGUGUCGAGUAAGCGGGGUGUCAUGUAUCUUUCCCUGCACACGGCAAACCGCUCGGUCUUCUAUCCUUGGUUCCACAAAGAGAUCCAAGUUCCCAACUAUGAUGAACACGUUGAAAUUGCCAAUUUCGUCUCUAAAAAGAUAUUGCAAAGCACCGGCACUAUCAUAAAGACGCCCCAAUAUGCCAUAUUUGCCGGAGUUAUCGGGGGAACCAGCGUUGAUUACGCCUACAAUUUGGGCUUCCCCCUUUCCUUUAUCUUCGAGAUAUCUGGAACUGGGGAGGAUCAUGUGCAGUACAAAUUCUUCCCUCCGCCACAGAAUAUUCGCCGUCUGGCUGACGAGGGUUGGAUAGGGAUUCGCGCCUUUGCCGAGAAAGUCAUGGAAAAAUAUCCGCCCUCUAGGGAGAUUACUUACGAAAAGCAACUACCAGAACCAGAACAACUAUCCAAAAUUGAAGUUCCAUAGCUAAAAUGGUUUCACUGGAUUUUGGGAUGAUGGAAAAAAUAAUUUAAUAAACAAGUUCUGCAUAAUAUAUCAUAAUAUAAUAUAUAUAUAAUAUAUCAGCUUUGUUUCUUAGCAAUAAACUAUUUUUGCCUUCUCGAUAAUAGUUUAAAUUUAAACAUAAUUUUUUAUUUCAAAAUACAUUGCUUUAAUCUUUGUUUUACUCUCA